Molecule: messenger RNA, 4739 nt
Organism: Frankliniella occidentalis (western flower thrips)
Lineage: Eukaryota; Metazoa; Arthropoda; Insecta; Thysanoptera; Thripidae
Exons: 22
Coding region: 324-4409 (1361 amino acids)
Biological process (GO): centrosome duplication; mitotic spindle assembly; protein localization to centrosome
Cellular component (GO): centriole; pericentriolar material; cytoplasm
Molecular function (GO): protein kinase binding
Source: RefSeq, a predicted model, not a curated record
GAAAAUCAAUUUUUUAAAAGUAUCAGUGCAUUUGGUGCUAAGUUUUGAGUUCAAAUAACUUUUUUCACCAAAAUUUUAGAAAAGAUGUUGUGCAUGAACUGGUGCUUUUGCAGUUUGAAAGUUGCCUAUACUCUACGAUUUUCUUCUUUUUUUGCUUCUUUUGCUUUUUUGAAUUGAAUGAAGUUGGAUGUGUCUUAACAUCUUGUUCCUAGUGAUUCAUUGUCAUCUUGUUGUUAUUGUGUUGAGGCAUGACAGAAUUGUUUUGAGAAGGAGAAAGUUUUCUUUGUAAUUGACGUUAAAUAUCUCUGGAUCAUCUACCAACUAUGGAUAACAGCAUUCUCAACACUCCGAAACCGCAGGCUAGCUCAACUGUCAAUCGCAGGCCGUACGAAUCGCUUCCCCCUGUAACAUCAAAUGUCUUGAUGCAGUCCGAGGUUCCAUCUCCAUCUUACUUAUCGAAUGCCAUUGAUGAUAUGCGACAAUUGACUGAUCAGCUUGGUACAUUUCACGAAAAUUCCGGAAACGGUCUGCAACAGCGUUUAUCAAGCAGUCAUCAAAUCCGUAAAGCAGCCAGUGUUGCAGACCUGCAUGAUGAUCGCCGUGAAAGUGCAGCAGCUGACAGUGAAGCCAACUCUUCACUUGGGAUACUUAAAUUGGAUGAUGACCAAGAUAUUUUAGCGUCUUCAUUUUUAAAUAGUAAUGAGUUAUUUGCUAACUUCCGCAAAGAGUUUUCUUUUUUAUCUCAGGAUGGAAAAGAAAACAAGGAGCCAAUCAAUCAUUCAAGUAAGAUGAGCCUGUCACGCUUAUCACUCAAUGAAAAAGUUAACAAGGACCGGCAAGCAGGCAGUGACAUUAGUGCAAAAGUUAUUAACUCAGAGUCAAGACUAUCUCAUCGCAACUCUUUGAGCAUGCAGGCAGACUUGAGGCUUCGCUUGCAGAAAGCAUUAGCUCAGCGUACCAUUGAUAGAAGUAUGGAUUCCAUUAGAAUGUCACAAAUGAGUGAGUUUGAUGUUGAUAGUGUGUCAAUGUUAUCUGAAAAUGAAGAAUCUUGCAAUACAAACCAAGCUACUGAUGUUGGGACUUAUUUUUCAAAUACCGAGCAGAUACAGUCACCUGCAUCUAAUGCCACUUUUGGAGCUGCAAAUUUUCUCAGCUUUUCUGGGUCACCUGCAGUACUUGACUCCUCAGAAAAUUUUCAACCUGCUGACUUGGCAAUGGAUCGAUUGAAGCAGGAUGAAAAUUCAUGGCGACAGCACUUUGAAGAUUUGCCGGGAGCGACAAACAGUGAAAAAGUUUCAAAGGAUAAUGUCUGUGAGCUUGAGCAUUUAACUCAAAAUCUCGACCUCUCAACCAUGUCUGGUAUCAUAUCAGGAGAAGUUACAAUUAGUUCCAGUACAAUGGAAGAUGUUGGAAAACGACGCUUAUCUGCAGGGGAAUAUUUUAAACUACAUACUGAACAACUUGACCGCCCAAAUUUUGGCAAUUUGAUUAAAAGCCCUCCUAAAAGGCGACCUCACCCUCCCUUGAUAAACAUGAACGGUCCUCAAGCAACCUAUGUGGAUGAGGUUCCAACUCGUGAUUCUGGAUUAAACAAAACACUGAAUACCUCCUUUGCUGAUUCCAUGGAUUUUUCAGCAUCAGUCACUUCUGAUGCUGUAUGCCACCCCACCAAUGAGCAUCCUGCAUCGAGAAGUAUGGACUUGAUGCCUCCACCACCACCUCGUCCAAGGCCUAGCAAUGCUCAAACACACUCAUCAGAUAUCAGAGACUCUAUAUCUACGAGACUAUCAAUGUCUCUGUCUCUUCCAAGAGACUCUGAUGCUGGGAUAAAAGAUCUAAAUUCGUCAUCCCUUAGCCUUGAUUCCGGAGAGAAGUUUGUUAGUAUUUCCCAAAUGGUCAAAAUAAUGCAAGAUUUGCCAUCAGGUCCCAAGUCUGCCCGUCAACUUGUGGAUGACUUCAUGCAAAAAUGCAGGAUACCUCAAAGUAACCCACUGCGCCAGUCAACUGGAAAUGAGUUAAACAAAUCACAAGGAACCAGAAAUGAAUUGAACCAGACCUCUAGUAGUAAAACAACUCUUAAGUCAGGUGCUGGAGAAAUAGCAAGUUUGGGCGAAUCAAAUACUUCUCCAUCUCGUGAUCAAAGAGUUAAAGACUGGGUUUCAUCAAUAAACAAUAGUGGAACAGAAUCCUUUUAUGGAAAUGAUGAUGCUAUUACUCCAAAUGCCACUAAGAAAGCAGAGACUACGUAUGAUGUAAAGAUAACACAAACUGGAAACUCUGGAUAUUUCAUGGCUUCUAAAAAUGCCCAGGAAUCAAAUAUACCCAAUCGAAAUGAGCAGAAAAUAUCAAAUUCCAUGAACAAAAAUGUUGAUUCACUGAAAGUGGCCCCAGAGUAUAGUGAGAGAGAUGAUGAAUCUAUUGCAUCUUUCAUGCCACCUCCAUCCAGAGGAGGGAUUCCUACAUUAGCCCAACUAAGAAACUUUUCUACACCUAAAGCCCAUCCUAAAAGGAUUUCUAGGGACCCAAGUAGUGAAAGAACAUCUAUCAAUCAAGUGCCUAUUAAAGGUUUUUCCUCUCAGAGGAUACAUGGCUCUGAAAGUAGUUCUGGAGACCUCAAUAGCAGAAUGAGUCGUGGCUCUCAAGGUUCUGAUCAUAAAAGUGUUAGAUUUCAAGGGUCACAUGAGAGCUCAGAUUCCAAACACAACAAUGAAAGUAGUUCUCAAAGUCAUAAGUCCCAGAACCGUAGAUCAGUCUCUCAAGCAUCUGAUACUGAAUCAAGAGCUCAGAUGUCGGACUGGAAAUAUCACACGUCUGGAGAACGUCCUCCAAGUAACUGUGGUUCGUCUCGGUCAGCAAUAUCAUGCUCUAAAAGCUCUUCGAAACAAACUGAUGUAGCAUCAGUAACAUCAGGUCCACUUCAGAUAGACAGCACCCAUACACAGCUGUCAUGGGCAUCUGUUUCACUUGCUUCAAGUGUGACCCAUACCUUCGCACUCCGCAAUAGAUCAUCAGCUCGUGUACGACUCCUAGUGAAUUCUCCAAAUACAGCUUUCAAGCUGUUCGGUGAAAGAGGAGAAAAAUUAUCAGAACUAAUGCUCACUCUGCAUUCUGAAGAAACACGGCGAAUCCAUGUUGCAUUUUCUCCCCAAUCAAUUGGUCCUGUUGUUGGAAAACUUGUGAUAUGUCGUGUUGCAACUUCUGAAAGUUCAGUCUCAUCUUCAGAGGAUAGAAGACUGAUUGCGUUGUAUGGGUAUGGAGGUGUGGCAGAGUUAGCAGUUGAAGGCGCAUCCAAAGAUCGGUGGUCGCAACUCUUCUUGAAUAUGUGCAUGUCAGAUAAUGAUGCUCGUCAUGAGGUAUCUGAUAUUGAUGCAUCCAAUGAUGCUCCCCAAGUAUUAGCAACAUUUUCGGUCCGAAAUGUUGGAAAAGUUCCUGCGUAUAUUAGCUUACAGAUAGCUGGAGAGUUGCCUUUUGAGGAUUGUGGAGUUUAUGUAACCCCUAAGGAAGUUCCCCUUUUACCAGGAGAAGUGUCACGCAUUGUUGUGCGCUUUGAUCCUUGCCGCGAUAUAUUGCAGUGGUUAAAUAAGAAUGCUGAUGAUAUGCAGCUCCUUGGUAACAUUUGGCUUUCAUGGUCUGAACUAGCUACUUGGCAGCGUAUCAGGAGGAUUUAUAUGAAGUACUACAAGUCAGACAAAAGUGGCCCUCUUUCAUCAUGGGGCACCCUUUACAGUGGUGAAUUGGGAGUUGGACAUGAGCUGAAAGACAACAAGUCCUCUGAGGCUGCACUAGCACAAGCAGUACGCCGCCUCAAAGUGGCAGUUUUAAUAGAACGGGAAAGACUUAAUAUGUUCGAUAUGGAUGCUACUUUAGUUUUUGACCAGUUAGUAGCUAAUGAAACUGCUAUGUUCAACUCACCACAGUUCAAUGACAGGACAAUGGACUCUUCAGAUUUCAUUGACAGUCCUAUUCUUGCCGGCAUGCCAAGUGACGUUUUUCCAAUGAAAAAUGGAGAUUCUCCACUUUCUUCAGUCUCAACUGCUUCCAAACGAAGCUCCUCCAAGCAGACAGACUUGGACUCAAGAAAUGACUUAGUGGUUGUUACUAGUGUUUCUUGUGACGAACCACAAUCUUAUACACUGGAAUUUCCACCAACAACCCUAGGUCACAAGAGCAAAAUAAAGAUAACAUUCAAGAAUCAAUCUUGUGAGAGAACUCUUGUUUCAAUAUCUGAUUUGACAUCUCCAUUUAGUGUGUCCACUCCUAAAUUUUAUGUUCCAUCUAAUUCUUAUGUAACAAUGAGUGUCCUGUUUAGGCCAGUUGAAUCAGGCACUCAUCAUCGAACACUUAGUAUUAUUAUAGAUGGAAAUAAUGCCCGUAGCUAUCUUUUACGUGGCGAGGGUGUGCAUGAUUAAGAGAAGGUAUUUUCUUCUUACAUUUGUUACUAUGGCUAUCCACACGUGAUAAGCGCCCCUCUAUGCGACCCUACACUGAAGUUUGGUGCAUCUUUUGUUUGGUUGUGAUGUGUACCAAGUAGUGUAAUACUGUGAUACAUGUGUAAACUUUUAUAAUUUAAAACCCCUUUUUUAUUACAGUUAUCUAACCCGUAGUUUGAGUAAAUCAUGUAAACUAUAAUAUGCUAUUUUUAAUAUAUGUUUUCACUAAGUAUUUUUCUUUUGUGUGCAUGUGCUUCAGAGUGGUUAUUGAUGAGAAAUGGAGAAAUAAAUAUGUUCCCUUCUCUGGCA